GAAAGCGGAGACACGGCGCUGACGGAGGCGGCUGCAACCACUCUAUGAAAAACAGGAAUUUUCAACAUGGAAGCCAAGCGAGUGGUCGGCGCCUCUAGCUUCCCUGUAGUCGGCUUCGCUCAGAUUCCGCCUGGCUUGGACUCACUUUAUUCAGCAUGUCUACAAAUAUACAGCGAUCAGCCAAAUCCCUUGCAGGUUGCAGCAGUCCUGAAGUACUGGCUGGGUGGACCAGACCCACUCGACUAUAUCAGCAUGUACGCUAACCAAGGGGAUGAAAGCAAAGAUAUUCCCCCGCACUGGCACUACGUUAGCUUCGGACUGUCGGACCUUCACGGAGAUGGCAGGGUUCACGAGAUCUCAAGUGCAGACACACCAAGUGGCUUUGGUUUCGAGCUGACAUUCCGGCUGCGUAAGGAACCCGACGAGACAGGGCCGCCGACUUGGCCUGCGGCCGUGAUGCAGGGUCUGGCUAAGUACGUCUUCCAGUCUGGGAACGUACUGUGCGAUGGCGAUCACGUCUCCUGGCAUUGCCCGCUGGACAACAGCGAGUCGCGGAUCGAACACAUGCUCAUGAUGGAGGACCCGCAGCUGGGCACGGUGGCGACUCCGUUUGGGCCCGUCAGCUUUAUUCAAAUUAUCGGCGUGUGCGCUGAGGAACUCAAGGCGGCCCAGCAGUGGAACGGCCGCAGCUUUGUGGCACUCAUGCAGCGUGUACCGGGCGCAGGCGGGCCAUGGCUCGUGACGAACAUGCGCCGAGGAGAGACGGUGUUUGAGCUCGACCCCAGUAUCCAGGAUGCUGUAGACCAGGGAAUCGAAAGCGAAGGGUCCGACCUGAGUGGCGUCAGUGCCAAGCUCUGCUGGUCAGAGGAGUUCCCCCCUGUUGUGCAAAGUGCCAAGGAGUCCGGGAGCAACACCUCUGUUGACACACCCAGCAUAUCGCAUUAUGAAUCCGAAGAAAUCAAGCGGACUCUCAAAAAGGGCCUGCUGGGCAGUCAACCAAGCAGUGAAACAGAGGACAAUGGCCUGGAAACGCAAGAGUUGGCUCAAACUCGAGCUUUGGAAGCAGUUCACUUGCAGCUGAAUUUGGAAGCGGGACUGCUGUUUCCCUUAGUCUUGAGGGGAAGAUUAAAACAUGGCCGUCAUUUUACAUUCAAGAGUUCAGUUGACAGCGCUGCUGUGACACUCGUCGUUCCCAGUGUUAUUGGUGCCUUUGCAAAUGCAGAACAACCAUAUGCAGUGCAGGGCUCUUGGUUGCAGAUUCUGCUCACAGAAGACCUUAUUUCGGAGAUGACUGUAAGCAUGGAAGAGUUAUGCACCGCCGAAGGUCUGACACUGCCCAAAACAUACACAUGGCCCCAACGAAAGAUGGCCAUUACACUUUUGCCGGAAGAGCUGUGACCAAGCUGCAUUAUUUAUUAUGAUGUGCAUGAACUUAGAGACAUUAGCAUGAAAAUCCAUGCUCUCAAAAAGUGCCUUCACAACUUGUGCAAUUGUGGUGCCCUGGAUGACCGCAUUAUGCAGCAAAUGUGUAUGAACUGUAUAGAGACUCCUAGCAUAAUGUGCUUCUCUCAAAAAGUGUCUUAGCAAUUUGUGCCACUUGUUAAAUUUGUGUGAAUAUGGUGUUGCUUCUUUAAGAGGAUUGCAGCUGGCAUUUACAAUGUAGCACGCAAAUAACCACAAUGCAAUUGUUUUUGUUUUGUGGUUCUUGUAGCGUGUCAUUAUGCUCCCACACUGGCUUCCUUGACAUGCAGCUGUGCUCAGAUGUGUACAUUUGUUUAUAUGACGCUGUGAUUGAAAACUGCAUGUUGACUAGGAUGACGUCACUCACCCAGUGCUUGGCAGUAGCUGCCAAUAAAUGGCACAGUUCUCGAUGUGCAAGCAGAAGCAUCCUGUUGGAAGAACUUCAAAUGCCUGGAAUACUCGCACCAAACAGGUGGAAAUGGACACUGCCGCAGGAAAGACAGGUGGCCUUUUAUUUUCACAAAAUGCUCACAGCGUUGCCUUUGUUUACGGGUGUCAUCCAUUGUGGCAGGUUACUCCACCACCGCAAUUUUUGUAAAUCCAGUGUCUUUAUUAAAUAAAAUGUCGGAGGCACAUGA
Dermacentor silvarum is the source of this 2099-nucleotide messenger RNA. It is a transcript of the gene Su(fu), whose product is annotated as suppressor of fused homolog. Gene Ontology annotation, cellular component: nucleus; cytoplasm. The transcript is spliced from 9 exons. Gene Ontology annotation, molecular function: transcription factor binding. The coding region runs from base 67 to 1398 and encodes 443 amino acids. NCBI's taxonomy places the organism in Eukaryota, Metazoa, Arthropoda, Arachnida, Ixodida, Ixodidae. The record is from RefSeq and is a predicted model, not a curated record.